This is a messenger RNA of Gavia stellata (red-throated loon), 3716 nucleotides long. RefSeq names its product aminoadipate-semialdehyde dehydrogenase (gene AASDH). The record is from RefSeq and is a predicted model, not a curated record. Lineage: Eukaryota; Metazoa; Chordata; Aves; Gaviiformes; Gaviidae. Gene Ontology annotation, biological process: amino acid activation for nonribosomal peptide biosynthetic process. Gene Ontology annotation, molecular function: protein binding. The transcript is spliced from 15 exons. The coding region runs from base 49 to 3435 and encodes 1128 amino acids.
GACCCUGGCCUCAGCCCGGAGCCCGGGGACUGCAGAUAUGCAGCUGAGAUGACUCUUCAGGAACUGGUGAAUCAGGCAGCUGGCCUGUACUCUGAUAGAAAAGCAGUUUGGUUUGAUGAAUGCAGUGACAAACCUCCAACUUUCUACACAUAUGGGACGGUGGUUAAGCUUGCCAUGGAAUUAACAGCUUUCCUUCGAAAGCACUGUGAUCAGCAAGGAAAAUGUGAAAUUGGCCUUUACUGCUACCCAGGAAUAAACUUACCCUCUUGGAUCUUAGGAAUCCUUCAAGUUCCAGCUGCCUAUUCUGCUAUUGAUCCAGAUGCACCACCAAUGUUAUCUGCUUACUUCAUGAAGAAAAGCAAUCUUCAAUAUAUUCUUGUUGAGAAUGACAAAAUAGAUAAAUUCCGGAUGUCCCAUGUUGGUUGGUUUUACCACAGUUCUUCCACAAUAGAACAUAUUGGUUUAAGUCUCUUCCAAAUGAGCUCGAGCAACGCUGAUUUAAAUUCACAAGUAGACUAUGUGAAAAAUAAAUAUGAGCCUUUCAAAGCUAUGGGUAACUCGCAGCCAGGAUAUACCGUUUGCCCAGAUCAAACAGAAGUAAAAACAUCAGAAGGAGGAUACAUGGACGUUGGCCAGAAAUACUCUUUAGCAUACGUCUUGCAUACAUCAGGAACUACAGGGAUCCCCAAAAUAGUCAGAGUGCCUCAUAAAUGUAUAGUGCCAAAUAUUCAGCAUCUUAAAUCCAUAUUUGAGAUCACACAGGAUGAUACGCUAUUCCUGGCUUCUCCUCUAACAUUUGACCCAUCCGUGGUUGAAUUGUUCAUUGCUCUGACAAGUGGAGCCUCUAUUCUUGUAGUACCAAACACUAUUAAAAUGAUGCCGGUGGAGCUGUCUGCUGCUCUAUUUCAUCAUCACCGUGUGACAGUGUUGCAGGCAACACCAACACUUCUCAGAAGGUUUGGAGCUCACAUUAUUAAAUCAACAGUGUUGUCUGCAAAUACUUCACUUCGUGUCUUAGCCCUUGGUGGUGAAGCAUUUCCUGUACUCAAUCUCUUGAAAAGUUGGAAGCACAAGGAGAACAAAACAAGUAUUUUUAAUCUGUAUGGUAUUACUGAAGUGUCAAGCUGGGCCACUUGCUACAAGGUGCCUGAAGAGGUUUUUAGUGCUGAUUUUAGAACUGAUUUCCCUAUACCUUUGGGAUCACCGCUCCUUGGAACAAAAGUUGAAGUCAGAGAUACCAACGGUUCUGCAGUUGUAGAAGGCGAGGGACAAAUAUUCAUAGGUGGUGAAGAACGAAUCUGCUUUCUUGAUGAUGAAAUAACUGUACCCCUGGGUACAAUGAGAGAAACAGGGGAUUUUGUAAGAGUGCAGAAUGCGAAGUUGUUUUUCUUGGGUCGGAAAGACAAUCAGAUUAAACGUCAUGGCAAACGUUUUAAUAUUGAAUGUUUGCAGCAGGCUGCUGAAGAUCUUUGUCAGGUAGAAGCUUGUGCAGUGACCUGGUAUCAGCAGGAGAAACUUAUUCUGUUUGUUGUACCCAAAGAUGAUUUAGAAGAGAGAGAAACACUUAAAAAACUCCAGAAACAUCUACCAGCUCAUGCAGUCCCUGAUGAGUUUGUACCGAUUAAAGCUUUGCCUUUAACAUCACAUGGCAAAGUUGAUAUAUCUGAACUGAACAAGAUUUACCAGAACCAUCUAAACUCCAGAAGGCGUGGCAGUAAGCUGAGUGGCGCAGAGGAAUUGUGGGAAAGAUUGCAGUAUUUAUGGAAGUCUGUUCUGGGUCUCCUAGGUGAUUCCACCGGAAUUUCUAAAGAUGCGGUAUUUCUGUACAGUGGUGGAGACUCCUUAAAGGCUCUACGAUUAUAUGAUGAAAUUGAGAUGUUAGUAGGCAAAGCUGUGCCUGGACUCCUUGAAGUUAUUCUCAGCCGCUCAAUUGAAGAGGUUUACAAACAUAUACUUAAAAUUCUGUUUCCAGAUGAAGACCAAUUAAUGAAUUAUGACAAUGUUGUGAAAAGAAAAUCAAGUGGGAACAGUGGAGAGGACUUCAAUGGAAAAUAUAUUAAACUGAAAUCUGAAAGAGGACUUGAGGUUGUUUCAGGGUUAAUUUCAUUUAUUGCACUAAGCAGAGGAAAUAAUUUUUUUUCUAUGAAUUUCACCAAGUCUUUCAUGCAACCCCAUAAUACAGAGCAGGUAGGAGUGGAACUGUUACAGCAACCAUCCUUUCUGCAUUUAGUGACUCCAAGUAUAAUGAAAAGCCAUGUGCAAGGGUAUGAAAUGGAGAACAGAAUUUCAACAGUUAGGAACAAGGCAAAUAAAACAGACUGUUGCUCUGUACAGCAGAUCCAUGCAGAAUGUAGUCAUGUAACAACAGCAGAGUUGGCAUUAUGUAUAAGAUGGAAGUCAAAUACAAGAAAAUGUGUUGAUGCAUCACCACUGGUUAUAAUACCAUCUAACGAAGAAGUAUCUGCAUCUGUAUAUGUUGGCUCUCACUCUCAUGCAAUGCAGGCGAUUGAUCUAGAUUUGGGAGAAAUAAAAUGGGAGAAGAAGCUUGGAGAUCGUAUUGAAUCUUCUGCCUGCAUAUCUAAGUGUGGAAAUUUCAUUGUUGUUGGCUGUUACGAUGGCUUAGUGUAUGUGCUUCAAAGCAGUGAUGGAGAAAAACACUGGACUUUUGUCACAGAAGAUGCUGUGAAAAGCUCUGCAGUUGUAGACCCUUCCAGUGGACUAGUCUAUAUUGGAUCACAUGACCAACAUGUGUAUGCUUUGGAUAUUUAUAAAAAGGCAUGUAUAUGGAAGUUACAUUGUGAAGGUGGAGCUGUGUUUUCAUCUCCUUGUCUAAGUUCUUUUCCACAUCAUCUUUAUGCUGCCACACUAGGAGGACUAUUAUUGGCUGUAAACCCAGUGACAGGGAAUAAGAUUUGGAAAAGCUGCCUGGGAAAACCACUCUUCUCCUCACCUCACUGCAACGAGAAGUACGUUUGUAUUGGGUGUGUGGAUGGAAACUUAUAUUGUUACACUCAUUCUGGAGAAAAGGUUUGGCAGUUUUCCACUAAUGGACCGGUGUUCUCAUCUCCAUGCAUCUCAACUUUAACUAAGCAAGAAAUAUUUUUUGGCUCCCAUGAUUGCUUUAUCUACUGUUGUAACAUGGAGGGUAAUUUACUGUGGAAAUUUGAAGCCACUUCAAGUGUAUAUGGAACACCAUUUGUUUUUCAAAGUGAUGACUUAAAGAACAAAAUUCUCUUGGCAGCAGUAUCUACAGAUGGCAAAGUGUGGAUCCUGAAUGCCAAGAGUGGAACAGCAGAAGGAGUACAUAAGCUUCCAGGAGAGGUCUUCUCUUCCCCCAUAGUAUGGGGAACAAAGCUUCUUGUUGGCUGUAGAAAUGAUUAUGUUUACUGCCUAGAUUUGUAUAUAACAGGGAAAAAAGAACAGCUAAGAUGUUAGGCUGCUUCCUUUUUAUUGUUUACAUUUGUAAAUUAAGAACUCACAGGUGUUGUCUACCUCUCUGCCUAUUUUACUGUAGGCAAGAGGUGCUCUUUGCAGACUUCUUGGGAAGACUUCUCUGCACCAGGCAGUGUUGAGAGUAGGUAAAGUGAUGUUUGUUGACUUGCUGUACUGAUUGAAGGAGGAUGGCUGCUCAGCACCCAGCCAAUAUUUUCACUGUCCCUCCCUCAUUUCCCAGCUCCGAUUCAUGAAAGGACAUGUUUCAGAUGGUUUGAAUUUGA